CAGACCCUAUUUUGGUAAUUCACAACCAGUCAUGAUAAUUUAUUUUCAUUAACGUUGCUUCGAAAUUGACUUGAGCUUCGGGCUCCAUCAUUCGUUAUUCCCCAUUAUUCCUUCAGUUCUGCGUUUCAGUUUGAACACUUGCACAGUGCCCAUUUUCUCUGUAUAUAUAUUGUGAGGGAAAUUUAAAUACCAAAAGAUGACCUUGAGCUUUUCUGACUCGAACCUUUUCUCUCGCUUUUCUGUUUCACCACCAAACCGUACUGUAGAGAGACUGUGGUGAGCAGGGAAGAAUCUAUCUCUGCCAUGGUGGAUCGUGAUCAAGAGAAAACUACAACUGAUACUGUUGAAGCGUCUCUGAAAAGAAAACAGCUUCUUUCUACCGCCAUGAAGAGAACAAGUGACUGGAUUUUCUCCCAGGAGAUUCCUAGUGAUGUUACCAUUGAAGUUGGAACGGCUUCUUUUCAAUUGCAUAAGUUUCCAUUAGUGUCAAAGUGUGGAUACAUUAGGAAACUGGUAUCAGAAUCUAGUGAAGCUGAUGUUUCCCUCGUCGAACUCCAUGACGUUCCUGGUGGAUCAGAAGCAUUUGAGCUGGCAGCUAAAUUCUGCUAUGGGAUAAACUUUGAAAUAAGCAUAGAUAAUAUUGCGAUGCUUCGCUGCGUAGCAGAGUAUCUGGAGAUGACGGAGGAUUAUUCAGUUGGAAACUUAGUGGCAAGAACAGAUGCUUAUUUGAAUGAAGUGGCCCUUAAGAGCCUUGCAGGAGCUGUAUCUAUCUUACACUUGUCAGAGAGCCUCCUUCCUAUAGCAGAGAAAGCGAAGUUGGUAAGCAGAUGUAUAGAUGCCAUAGCAUAUAUAGCCUGCAAGGAAAGCCAGUUUUGUGCUACAAGAGCUGAUGGUGGAACUGAGGGAGUAGUUUCUUCCCUCGGGUCUCACCAGAGGCCCAUAGUUGACUGGUGGGCUGAGGAUCUUACAGUACUCAGAAUUGAUAUUUUCCAAAGAGUUCUGAUCGCCAUGAUGGCAAGAGGGUUUAAGCAGUAUGCUAUUGGUCCUAUUUUAAUGCUCUAUGCUCAGAAGUCCCUACGAGGUUUGGAAAUAUUUGGGAAGGGAAGGAAGAAGAUUGAGCCAAGACAAGAGCACGAGAAGAGAGUUGUUUUGGAGACAAUAGUGAGUCUUUUGCCAAAGGAGAAGAAUGCAAUGUCAGUGAGCUUUCUUUCUAUGCUGCUCAGAGCAGCAAUAUAUCUUGAAACGACUGUUGCUUGCAGGCUUGACUUGGAGAAGAGGAUGUCUGUGCAGUUAGGACAAGCUGUUUUAGAUGAUCUUCUUAUCCCUUCUUAUUCAUUUACCGGGGACACGUUGUUCGAUGUGGAUACUGUGCAGAGAAUCAUGAUGAAUUACCUUGAAUCCGAGACGAUGAGCCACUCCGUCUUCAGUGCAGAUAAUGAGUAUUUUUCUCCUCCGCAGACUGAUAUGGAACGGGUUGGGAAAUUAAUGGAAAACUAUCUCGCAGAAAUAGCCACUGACCGUAAUCUACCUGUUCCAAAGUUCAUCACUCUUGCAGAACUAAUCCCUGAAAAAUCAAGGCCAACAGAAGAUGGCAUGUAUAGAGCCAUAGACAUCUAUCUAAAGGCUCAUCCUGACCUAAGUGACAUGGAAAAGAAGAAAGUUUGCAGUGUGAUGGACUGUCAAAAGUUAUCAAGAGAGGCAUGUGCUCAUGCUGCACAAAAUGAUCGGCUUCCUGUCCAAACUGUAGUUCAAGUGCUCUACUAUGAACAGCAACGUCUUCGCGACGCCAUGAAUGGCGGUGAAGGUGAGGAAUCAGCUCCUUCAGUACCCUCCAAGCUGAAUGUGUACUCAGCCGAUCUCCACCCAGUUUCGAAUGAGCUAUCCAGCUUAAGAAGAGAGAACGAGGACCUAAAAUUAGAGCUAGUGAAGCUCAAAAUGAGACUAAAAGAGAUUGAGAAGUCUGCAACAAUGAAAUCAUCAGCAGCUAGCAGUCCUGUGAUCGGUGCUUCACCUUCUUCUGCUGAUAAGCCUCCUUUGCCUCGGAAAUCAUUCAUAAAUUCAGUGUCCAAAAAGCUGGGAAGGCUUUCUCCUUUUCUACGUUCUGAUGGUGUCACACCCUCGGCUAAAGGUCGUACAAAACCAAAUAAAAAUCGACGCCACUCAAUAUCUUAAUAUCUUCACUGGCUUUACUCUGUUCCUCUGUUCUUUCCUGGUUUCAUUUUAUUGUUGUGAUGGUUGUGUAUAUUAUCUUAUCAUGAACGUUUUAUCAAGACCCACAUUGUUUUUGGGGAGAAAAAAAAGAUAGUGUAAAAUAUAGUAGUUUUUGGGUGAUUAUAGUGAUGGUCCGUGACAAGAUUGUGUUAAUAAAGCGACACUAGACGCUGCAAAAUAUUGAGAGUAGCAUAUUGGAUUACAGAA
Neltuma alba is the source of this 2418-nucleotide messenger RNA. Its product is annotated as BTB/POZ domain-containing protein SR1IP1-like. NCBI's taxonomy places the organism in Eukaryota, Viridiplantae, Streptophyta, Magnoliopsida, Fabales, Fabaceae. The transcript has 5 exons. The record is from RefSeq and is a predicted model, not a curated record. The coding region runs from base 304 to 2172 and encodes 622 amino acids. Gene Ontology annotation, molecular function: protein binding.